This is a messenger RNA of Rosa rugosa (rugosa rose), 2094 nucleotides long. RefSeq lists its product as uncharacterized. Bases 109 to 1866 code for a protein of 585 amino acids. NCBI's taxonomy places the organism in Eukaryota, Viridiplantae, Streptophyta, Magnoliopsida, Rosales, Rosaceae. The record is from RefSeq and is a predicted model, not a curated record. The transcript is spliced from 2 exons. Gene Ontology annotation, cellular component: cytoplasm. Gene Ontology annotation, molecular function: protein binding.
CUCUUUCUCCCAUAACAUUCCUCACUACUCAAAUCCAACUCUCACUCUCCCCCAGAAACUCCAUUGAAUAGCUCAGACUGAUUCCGCCUCACUGCCCCCAAUCGGAAAAUGGCAAAGCCGUCGUCGUCGUCCUCCUCGACGGCGUCGUUUCCGCCUCUCAAGCCCGACGACUACUCCCACAGCCGCGUCCACUACGCCGUCGUUUUGGCAGACCACACCACUCUCUCCCGAAUCGUCUCCACGCUCCCCCGCCUCGCCGAUCCGACUCAGAUCCACACCGAGUCCGACUCGCUCUCCCAGGAGCGUGUCGCUGAUAAGAUCUCCGCCGUGCUCGACCGCCGCGACGUCCCUCACAGAGAAACCCCUCUCCAUCUUGCUGUCCGGUUAAACGACGCCGUUUCGGCCAAAAUCCUCGCCUCCGCCGGCGCCGACGUGUCGCUGCAGAACGCCGCCGGGUGGAACCCCUUGCAGGAGGCUCUCUGCCGCCGGAGCUCCGAGAUCGCCUUGAUCUUGCUCAAGCUCCACCACCGCUCCGCCUGGGCCAAGUGGCGCCGCCGCCUGCCACGUGUCAUCGCUGUGCUGCGGAGAAUGCGGGACUUCUACAUGGAGAUCUCGUUCCACUUCGAGAGCUCCGUCAUUCCGUUCGUCGGGAAAAUCGCUCCGUCCGACACGUACAAGAUCUGGAAGCGAGACGGAAACCUACGCGCCGACACUUCGUUGGCCGGGUUCGACGGCCUGAAGAUCCAGCGCGCCGAUCAGAGCUUCCUCUUCCUCGGCGACGGCGACCAGACUCACGACGUUCCGCCGGGUUCACUGCUCGUCCUCAACCGCGACGACCGGAAAAUCUUCGACGCCUUUGAGAACGCCGGGUCGCCGAUGACCGAGUCCGACAUCGCCGGAUUCUGCUCCCAGACGAGCGUCUACCGCCCCGGCAUGGACGUCACCAGAGCCGAGCUCGUCGGCCGGACCAAUUGGCGACGGCAGGAGAAGACCGAAUCCGUCGGAGAGUGGAAGGCCAGAGUCUUCGAAAUGCACAACGUCGUCUUCAGCUUCCGGUCCCGGAAAGUCGCCAAUCCGGAUAAUGCUGACGUGGCGGCGGGAAGCGAGCAGGUCCUCCCUCUAGAGCUAGACGAAGACGACGACGGUUUUUUAGUGGCGGAGAAUCCGAGCAUGUUCGGAAUCCCCGACGGCCGGAGGCACAGUAGCUUCAUCAGAGAGGACCGGGAGUUCGUGGCAUUGGGGAGAAAAAGCGUCGACGUGACGUUUCAGCCGCCGCGGAGGUCCAUGGCGGCGACCGUUACGGCGGCGCCGGUCCAGACCAAAGAGAAAGAGUACGUCAAGAGCCUGAGACCCUCCGUUUGGCUGACGGACCAUUUUCCGUUGAAGACGGAGGAGCUGCUGCCGUUACUGGAUAUUCUGGCGAGUAAAGUGAAGGCGGUUAGGAGAAUGAGGGAGCUGCUCACUACCAAGUUCCCGCCAGGGACGUUUCCGGUGAAGCUGGCGAUACCGGUGGUGCCCACAGUGAGAGUGGUGAUAACAUUCACCAAGUUCGUUGAGCUACAGCCAACGGAGCAGUUCUUCACUCCAAUGUCGAGCCCUAGGCAGUUGAUAAGGGGCCAACAGCAAGAGGAGGAGCACAGGAGCAAGACGGCAACGACGACGCAGAAGCCUUCUGGGUCGUCGUGGUUGAGGCGGAACAGCAGCCAGUCCGCAUCGGCCACGAGCAAGCAGCAACACCAGCAUUCGAGUGCGGUGGGGUGGCAGGAGCCGGAGCCUUUUGCGAUUCCUAGCGGUUAUACGUGGACUAGUAUCGAUGACAAGUCUCGGAAGAUGAGGAAAUCGAAAUCGAUUAGGAAAUCUAAGUGACAUUAGUUUGAUCAAUUAAGAGAAGCAAAAGGGAAUCGGUAGAUAGGUUGGUGAGUUGGGUGUGUUAUUGCUGAAGUUGCAUAUAGGUGAUUGUAGAUAUACCAUCAUGUAACUUCGGUCAUGUUCCUGUUUACCUUGGGAGUUAAAAUUAUAUUGGUAAUCUAUAGAGUUGCGGCAACCUUUUUACCUCCAAUGAUGUCCUGUUUAUUUUCUAACCGUUCAUGCUUU